Pocillopora verrucosa is the source of this 2283-nucleotide messenger RNA. RefSeq lists its product as uncharacterized. Gene Ontology annotation, cellular component: chromatin. Gene Ontology annotation, molecular function: protein binding; zinc ion binding. The record is from RefSeq and is a predicted model, not a curated record. Lineage: Eukaryota; Metazoa; Cnidaria; Anthozoa; Scleractinia; Pocilloporidae.
AAGCCAGAUUAGACUGUAAGCAAACUAGGACGUACAAAUUACGUUUUGAAACUUGCUCUUGCAACCAUACCAGCCUGCGUUUUGCACUGUCCAUUGGACCUCUGCUCGCAUAGGUGAACUAUUUUUCAACAAGGUCCUUUGAUAAGUAUCGUAUUGCAAACUUGGAUUCAAGUCUUGCGCUCAAAUCUUUCGUACAAACGCCACGGAGACGCCUAACAUAAUCCUGCUCAAAAAGACUGGGUCGAGUGAUGUGAAGGUUUCGUGACCCCAACGUCCUUCCAGUUCAAACAGUGAGACUCUUGUUUUGAAGGAUUUCCAAAAUUGCUAGAAUGCAGUCCUGCUCAAAAGCCACGGGGAUACCACACUGCCGCGAGUACUGUGAUGGGAAUGUUGCAGAGUUUUAUUGUCCAGAAUGUGCUGCCUUGUUUUGCAGUUGUUGCUAUGAAAGAGAACAUUGUGGAAGCGAACGGAAAGCUCAGCAUGGGAAAUUAACUGAACUUAGAGCAAUUUGCAGUGAGCACAAACACACUCUUGAUUAUUUUAACCUGACCCUGCUUCAACCAAUGUGCAUCAUUUGCAAAAAGGAGAGCGUCCUUUCACCUGAACGUGCAAACCAUGUUAUUGAACACAUAGAAACAAUUGUACCAAAACUGAGAUCUCUCAUGGAAAAGAAAUUACAAGAUGCUACUGAAUCAAUUGGAAAAAUAGCAUGUCAACUCACCAAUGUUGAAACUUCAGCUCGCAGUGGGAUGAAUGCUUCAAUCAGCCAUGUUCAGUGCUGUUUUGCCAAGUUGCGGCAGAUACUGGAUGAGAGGGAAGCCCAACUCAUGCAAGAUACGAAAAAGUAUUUUGAUGAGUUCCUGGAAAGUGGUGAAGGAAUAGUACAAGCAAGAAACACAUUAAGAAAUCUCAGGGCUCUCUCUGAGGAAGGAAAAUUGCUUUUGAAUAAAGAUCCUAGAAGCCUUGUGGUAGAAUUUCCAGCAGUCUUCAUGCGUCUCAAAGAACUGUGUGCUUUAACAGCCAAUGAAUGCCAGAUGAAAAGCCUUAAAAUUGCAAUUUAUUUCGGACAAGACAUAGUAAAACAGCUUAGACAAGCUGGGGUUAUGAGUGCACAGUAUUCUUCUCUGCCUAAAGACAUAAAAUUAGGGAAUGGACAGCAGGAGAACUCAAAUGAUGCAAAUUCUCAGUGCAGUUGCAGCUCUAUACAGGAUUAUCAUACAGUAGAUGUUGAUACAAAGAGAUGCAUGCCAGACUCACCUCAGAAACCUUGCAAAGAACCUACUUCUAAACAAGCCGAGGAAAUUGAUGGGACAAUUGACUUCAUAGGAGUGUGUGACAAGUCACCAAUCUCAAGGAUGUCAUUAAAAGGUGUUUCAGGUGUAAAGAGGCACUCUUCUGAUGUGUCUGGAAGUCCUCUCCAGGAAACUACACCUAAGAAAACCAGGAAGAUUGAUGCAACAAGUAAUUUCCCUGAAGAACAUGAAAAGUCACCCUUAUCAAGAACCCCAGUGAAAGCUGUGACAGGAACAGCAGGCAGAACCAUGCAAUCACCGUCACCUUUAAAGCUAUCCAAGCUGAACGAAUUGAGGGUCUUAUUGAAAAGAUCACCACAGCACAGCUCUGUUGCCUCUCCAAAUAGCAAAACUUAUGUGGCAUCACCAAGAAGAAAAAGAGGAGGAGCAUUGAGCAAAGAGUUUAUGAAGUGUGACAUAAUUCUAAAAGAAAUAUGGGCCCAUGAUGAAAGUAUUCCAUUUGUUCGACCUGUGGAUAAAAAACAGUCACCUGAUUACUAUAAAGUCAUCAAGAAGCCUAUGGACCUGUCUGUUGUAAAAGAAAAAUUGCAUUCUCUUCAAUACACAUCUGUCGUGGACUUCCUGAAGGACAUACGUUUGAUGUUGAACAACUGUAAAACGUUCAAUAAGCCGGGCACGUACGUGUAUGACUCAGGUGAAGAAUUGAGCAAAAUCUUCAACCAUCUGGUACAAGAAAACUUUCCAAACUUUGAAGAAGCGCUUCUGCAAAAUUCGGAGGAUGGGACUGAGUGAUUGAUAAUAGAAAUACUUCAAGACGAAUAAGUAUAAUUGCACUUUGAUUUUAGCAGUGCAAUUGUGAACUCUAAGAGACUUCGAAAGCUUCAUCUCUCUUUUAUUUGGAUUUUAAAUCUGAUAGUUCCUCUGACGUGAAAUUAAUCCUAAGCAAAAAUGCAGCUGAAAUAUUACCUGCAUUGUUUCCCUCUGGAAUCAGAUAAUUUUAUGGACUGUUCGUCAACACUUAAAAUUAACA